GUGGCCUAUAUAAGCCUCAUACAGGCCAUGGGAAGACAUUACCUGUUGAUAACACAGACUAUUUUCAUGAUCAUGGGCGGUGUGAGAGAAUUGCUGCUCUUUGUGGUGACUGUGGGGGUUGUGAAAGUUUCUUGUUACCCUGUUGGAAAGUCCCAGAAGCAAGAACAAGUCUCUCUGCAGAGGAGACUUGGAGAGCUGUCAUCAAAUGACGUCUCCAUUGUGCAUGCCCUGGCCUUGCUCCGAUCCAUAGGGUCUGACGCUAAACAAGACAGAGAAGAGUAUUUCGAGACUAAUGAAGUAGAAUCCCAAGCUUCUCCAAACCAUGGUAGCUCUCCGGCAAAUGAUGCCCUGUCCUCUGACGACGCUACCUCUGAAGCUGCCACUGGCCCGUCUGACGACGCUACCUCUGAAGCUGCCACUGGCCCGUCUGACGACGCUACCUCUGAAGCUGCCACUGGCCCGUCUGACGACGCUACCUCUGAAGCUGCCACUGGCCCGUCUGACGACGCUACCUCUGAAGCUGCCACUGGCCCGUCUGACGACGCUACCUCUGAAGCUGCCACUGGCCCGUCUGACGACGCUACCUCUGAAGCUGCCACUGGCCCGUCUGACGACGCUACCUCUGAAGCUGCCACUGGCCCGUCUGACGACGCUACCUCUGAAGCUGCCACUGGCCCGUCUGACGACGCUACCUCUGAAGCUGCCACUGGCCCGUCUGACGACGCUACCUCUGAAGCUGCCACUGGCCCGUCUGACGACGCUACCUCUGAAGCUGCCACUGGCCCGUCUGGCGACGCUACCUCUGAAGCUGCCACUGGCCCGUCUGACGACGCUACCUCUGAAGCUGCCACUGGCCCGUCUGACGACGCUACCUCUGAAGCUGCCACUGGCCCGUCUGACGACGCUGCCACUGGCCCGUCUGACGACGCUACCUCUGAAGCUGCCACUGGCCCGUCUGACGACGCUGCCACUGGCCCGUCUGACGACGCUACCUCUGAAGCUGCCACUGGCCCGUCUGACGACGCUACCUCUGAAGCUGCCACUGGCCCGUCUGACGACGCUACCUCUGAAGCUGCCACUGGCCCGUCUGACGACGCUACCUCUGAAGCUGCCACUGGCCCGUCUGACGACGCUACCUCUGAAGCUGCCACUGGCCCGUCUGACGACGCUACCUCUGAAGCUGCCACUGGCCCGUCUGACGACGCUACCUCUGAAGCUGCCACUGGCCCGUCUGACGACGCUACCUCUGAAGCUGCCACUGGCCCGUCUGACGACGCUACCUCUGAAGCUGCCACUGGCCCGUCUGACGACGCUACCUCUGAAGCUGCCACUGGCCCGUCUGACGACGCUACCUCUGAAGCUGCCACUGGCCCGUCUGACGACGCUACCUCUGAAGCUGCCACUGGCCCGUCUGACGACGCUACCUCUGAAGCUGCCACUGGCCCGUCUGACGACGCUACCUCUGAAGCUGCCACUGGCCCGUCUGACGACGCUACCUCUGAAGCUGCCACUGGCCCGUCUGACGACGCUACCUCUGAAGCUGCCACUGGCCCGUCUGACGACGCUACCUCUGAAGCUGCCACUGGCCCGUCUGACGACGCUACCUCUGAAGCUGCCACUGGCCCGUCUGACGACGCUACCUCUGAAGCUGCCACUGGGCCGUCUGACGACGCUACCUCUGAAGCUGCCACUGGCCCGUCUGACGACGCUACCUCUGAAGCUGCCACUGGCCCGUCUGACGACGCUACCUCUGAAGCUGCCACUGGCCCGUCUGACGACGCUACCUCUGAAGCUGCCACUGGCCCGUCUGACGACGCUACCUCUGAAGCUGCCACUGGCCCGUCUGACGACGCUACCUCUGAAGCUGCCACUGGCCCGUCUGACGACGCUACCUCUGAAGCUGCCACUGGCCCGUCUGACGACGCUACCUCUGAAGCUGCCACUGGCCCGUCUGACGACGCUACCUCUGAAGCUGCCACUGGCCCGUCUGACGACGCUACCUCUGAAGCUGCCACUGGCCCGUCUGACGACGCUACCUCUGAAGCUGCCACUGGCCCGUCUGACGACGCUACCUCUGAAGCUGCCACUGGCCCGUCUGACGACGCUACCUCUGAAGCUGCCACUGGCCCGUCUGACGACGCUACCUCUGAAGCUGCCACUGGCCCGUCUGACGACGCUACCUCUGAAGCUGCCACUGGCCCGUCUGACGACGCUACCUCUGAAGCUGCCACUGGCCCGUCUGACGACGCUACCUCUGAAGCUGCCACUGGCCCGUCUGACGACGCUACCUCUGAAGCUGCCACUGGCCCGUCUGACGACGCUACCUCUGAAGCUGCCACCGGCCCGUCUGACGACGCUACCUCUGAAGCUGCCACCGGCCCGUCUGACGACGCUACCUCUGAAGCUGCCACCGGCCCGUCUGACGACGCUACCUCUGAAGCUGCCACCGGCCCGUCUGACGACGCUACCUCUGAAGCUGCCACCGGCCCGUCUGACGACGCUACCUCUGAAGCUGCCACCGGCCCGUCUGACGACGCUACCUCUGAAGCUGCCACCGGCCCGUCUGACCAUGCCAUUGAGGAACUGUUCACUUCUGCAUCUCAGCCCCCGUUGACCACAAUCAUGGAUAUCUGACGUGGGACAUGGUGCUCGGGGUCCAUGCAAGUGUUCAUGGGUUUUCUAGUCCAGGUUGUGUGUGUAACUGCAUUUUCUUGUUUUGGCAUCAAUUAAACGCUAACUGUAAUAAUUGUGUCCUCAGUAUU
This is a messenger RNA of Salvelinus fontinalis (brook trout), 2762 nucleotides long. Its product is annotated as polysialoglycoprotein-like. The record is from RefSeq and is a predicted model, not a curated record. Bases 28 to 2634 code for a protein of 868 amino acids. NCBI's taxonomy places the organism in Eukaryota, Metazoa, Chordata, Actinopteri, Salmoniformes, Salmonidae. The transcript has 4 exons.